Molecule: messenger RNA, 2779 nt
Organism: Pimephales promelas (fathead minnow)
Lineage: Eukaryota; Metazoa; Chordata; Actinopteri; Cypriniformes; Leuciscidae
Gene: gnb4a
Product: guanine nucleotide binding protein (G protein), beta polypeptide 4a
Biological process (GO): signal transduction
Molecular function (GO): protein binding
Source: RefSeq, a predicted model, not a curated record
UCAAUAUCAGUAUGGGUGUGGUAAUCGCUGUGUGAAUUGCCUUGAAUCUAGUAAAUUUGGCGCCCUAUGCCUUGUUUUGGAUUUUAACGAAAUGACCGCGUUAACAUCGUGAAAAAGAAAACAAGUCUGCUAACCCUUACACGCGGCAGGAGGAUCUUGUAGUGUUUUUACAUCAGUAUUAUCAACGCUGGGAAGUGAGUGAAACACCUGGAGGACCAUGAGUGAGCUGGAGCAGUUGCGGCAAGAGGCCGAGCAGCUGCGCAAUCAGAUCAGAGAUGCCAGGAAAGCAUGCAGCGACUCCAGCCUGUCCCAGAUUACAGCUGGGCUGGAUUCAGUUGGAAGGAUCCAGAUGAGAACAAGGCGGACCCUCCGAGGUCAUUUAGCCAAAAUCUAUGCCAUGCACUGGGCCACUGAUUCCAGGUUACUAGUUAGUGCGUCACAAGAUGGCAAACUCAUCAUUUGGGACAGCUACACCACAAACAAGAUGCAUGCCAUUCCAUUAAGGUCAUCAUGGGUGAUGACUUGCGCCUACGCUCCUUCAGGAAAUUAUGUUGCCUGUGGAGGCCUGGACAACAUCUGCUCAAUCUACAGCCUUAAAACCCGUGAGGGCAACGUCAGAGUCACCAGAGAACUGCCUGGACACACAGGUUAUUUGUCAUGUUGUCGCUUUUUGGACGAUAGUCAGAUUGUCACCAGUUCUGGAGAUACUACAUGUGCUCUCUGGGACAUCGAGACCGGUCAGCAGACCACCACGUUCACAGGGCACAGUGGAGACGUGAUGAGCCUGUCCCUCAGCCCUGACUCGAAGACCUUUGUGUCCGGUGCCUGCGACGCGUCCUCCAAACUGUGGGACAUACGAGACGGGAUGUGCAGACAGUCUUUCACCGGACACGUGUCUGAUAUAAAUGCUGUCUGUUUCUUUCCAAACGGUAAUGCGUUCACCACGGGCUCGGACGACGCGACUUGUCGUUUGUUUGACCUUCGUGCGGACCAGGAACUCAUGAUGUACUCGCAUGACAACAUUAUCUGCGGCAUCACCUCCGUGGCCUUCUCCAAGAGUGGCCGUCUACUGCUCGCUGGCUACGAUGACUUCAACUGCAAUGUGUGGGACACGCUUAAAGGAGAGCGUGCAGGCGUUCUGGCUGGGCAUGACAACAGGGUCAGCUGUUUGGGGGUGACCAGUGACGGCAUGGCUGUGGCCACCGGUUCUUGGGACAGCUUCCUAAGGAUAUGGAACUGACCUCACUGGACAGUACUUCGGGGAGCCACUCUUUCUGAUAACAAGAGUCACUGUAGUGCACCACUGCCACACAGGACCCCCUCCCUCUCCUUCCCCUCCUUACAGAUGACCUGGUUUUCUUCUCUCCGCACUAUCCCACUAUCCUACAGUCAUUUAAAGAGGUGAGGACCAGCAGUGAAGAGCCUCCGCUGGCUCUGUCUGUCUCUCGGGCUUCACAUCUCGACUCGAGAGGUGCGGAACAGACUGUGUUGUAUAUAUCCGCCAUUCUUUAUGCUUGUAUGUAUAACAUAUGCACUUCUGACAGUGUUUGGAUGUUCUGGUGUGUGGAUACUCAUGAUGGGUGUCUUAGCUGUGCCUGUUUUUUUUUUUUCCUGCGUAAUUUUUUUUUCUUAGUUCCCAAUCACAGUGCUAUUUGCCACACACAAUGCCACACCGAAGGAUGAUGCUGCCACAGUGUUGUAGGCCAUCAGUGUUUGACCUUAAGUUUAGUUUGCUUUGGCUAGUAUCGUCAGUUUUGGCCUGUUCUGUCAUAAAUGGCUCAGGUUGGUUGAGUGUAGUUGUGUGAGAAACACUGAUGUCACUGAGCUUGUGUUCGCCAUCCUCGAAGCCUGACAGAAAUGUUUGGCAUGUUUCAUGGUAUUAGACUGUAUUACUGACUGCACAGAAGGACUUACCAUCAGCCUGUCUGUCCCUUCUGUCUUUACUAUCACUAGAUAUACUCUGAGAUUUGCUGCUUUCCAUACUGAUCCAGCUGGACUUGUGUGAUGCAUUUAUGGUUAAAGGGAUAGUUACCCACAAGUGAAAAUUGACGUCAUUUACUCACCAUCAUGUUGUUCUUCUAUGACUUUGUUUCUUCUGUCGAAAAUAGAAAAACUCAGAAGAAGACUGUGCUGUUCUUUGUUUUCCAAGCAAUGGCAGUAAAUGGGGACUGAUGCAUUUUUGCUUCAGAAACAGGAUACAGACGACUUGUGCGCUACAUUCUAAGUCUUCUGAAGACGUACAAGAGACUGACUAAGAAACAAACUGAAAUUUAAUUUGGUUAUCUUUAUUUAACCUCUGCAUCCAGUUCAAGUGGGUUGAACUCAAGAACUGAAUCGGCACAAAGCAAUUCAUGACCCUUCCAGGAAGACCUGGUGCAUUUGCCAUUAUCAGUAAAUAACGGCUUCAGAUCUGUUGUUCCUGUUUGUCGGCUUGUACAGCUUAAGAUGACAUGGGGUUUGGCCUGUAAAACAUUUGGUCCUUGUUCAUGGUGCUUUUAAAUCCGUGUGAGCACAAAAAAAUGAUAAUUAUUUGGGUUUGAAACAGUUUGAGGGUGAGUAGAUGACGCAUUCUGAAGGUUUGGUUUAGUCAUAAUUUGUUUGAACACCAAGCAUGGCCUUGAUGCUUUGUGACUCUUUGCCAUUGGUUAGCAGGCUGGAAGUGCAACCUAAUACCUAACAAGAGGCCUUGGUCACUGCCACUCUGACAUUGUCUGCCUUCCUACACACACUAUGAGCAUCUGCCCUUCUUAGAUGAGGAACUAGCUAGGACUGUAUGCUU